CAUCGGCCACGCGACGGGUUCGCUGAGGGGGGUGCGCAAGGAGCACAGCUCCCCCAGUUGUGGCAGGUCGGCCCCGCCACGUCGGAUGGCGGCGGCGCGGCCGCCCGCACUGUUCGCCGCGAAUUUGUCCACGCUCUGGCCGGAGGCCCCCUUCCUGGCCCGCUUCGCGCUGGCGCGGCGGGCGGGCUUCCGCCUGGUCGAGGCCCAGUGGCCCCAGCACGAGGCGACCGCGCCGCAGGUGCGGGAGCAGCUCGACCGGCACGGCCUGCGCAUGGUGCUCAUGAACCUCUCGGCAGGCUCGCGCAGCGGCGACCUGGGCCUCGCGGCCGACCCGUCCCGCGAGCGGGAGUUCGAGGCGUCACUGGCGGAGGGGCGGGCCUUCGCGGCAGAGGUGGGGGUGCCGAAGGUCCACUGCCUCGCGGGCAUGGCGGCCGCAGGGGUGGAGGGCGCUGCGGCGCAGGGGUGUUACGUGGAGCGCCUGCGGCGCGCGGCCGACGCGCUGGGCGAGGACGGGAGGCAGCUGCUCAUUGAGCCGCUCAGCGUGCCGGGCUACCACCUCGGCAGCCUGGGCCACGCGAUGGCCACGUUGGAGGAGGUCGACAGGACCAACGCCCGCCUCCAGUUCGACUUCUACCACGUGCAGCGCCUCCAGGGCAACGUCGCGGAGGCCCUGCGCAGCUGCCUGGGGCGGAUCGGGCACGUCCAGCUGGCGGGGGUGCCCGGGCGCCACGAGCCGGACGAGGAGCAGGAGCUGAACUUCCCAUUUCUCCUCGCCGAGCUGAGGCGCCUCGGCUACGCGGGGCCCGUGGGCUGCGAAUAUACACCACGCCCAGGCGGCCGGGGGAUGGUGUGGAAGGAGGCCUACGACGCCGAGUAGCUCCGCCUGCCGGACAGGGAGCUCUUGCUGAGUGUCCAAUCCCACUUGGCCGAGCUGAGGCGCCUCGGCUGCGCCAGGCCAGUGGGCCGCGAGCACGCGCCACGCCGAGGCGACCGAGGAACGGCGCGGAGGAAGGCCCACCCCACAGCGUAGCUCCGCCAGCCGGUCUUGGCGUCCCGCGCUGUUCUCCUCGGUCUCCUCCUCUUCUUCCUCCUCCUCCUCCUCCUCCUCCUCCUCCUCCUCCUC
This is a messenger RNA of Prorocentrum cordatum, 1123 nucleotides long. Lineage: Eukaryota; Dinophyceae; Prorocentrales; Prorocentraceae. The record is from the annotation of a GenBank genome assembly.